CUGCCCUGCGUGUGACGGCACGACGCUGGGGCUGGAGAGGGGAGGCGAUGAGAGGAAGCUGCAAUAAACACACAGGGCGUCUGCGCCUAUUUAAAUAGGACAAUAAAGUGAAAUCGGUAUCAAUGCUCUAACAAUGGAUUUGUCACCGCUGCUUCCCCUUAAAGUUUUCCUCUUCGUUUACUUGCUAAACUACACCCAAGGACACUAUAGGAAUCCUCUGAACAAGUAUAUCCGUCAUUAUGAAGGUCUGUCCUACGACACAGAGCUCAUUCACAGCAAGCAUCAGAGGGCCAAGAGGGCCCUCUCCCAUGAAGACAAGUUCCUCCAUUUAGAUUUUCAUGCCCACGGAAGGCAUUUCAAUUUACGAAUGAAAAGGGAUGCCACCUUAUUCCCUCCAGAUAUGAAAGUAGAAGUUUCAGGGGAAGAGAUUCCAUACGACAGCUCUCAUAUUUACUCUGGAGAAAUCUACGGUGAGAAAGGGACCCUGAUUCAUGGCUCCGUUGUGGAUGGUAAGUUUGAGGGCUUCAUACAGAGCUACCACGGCACUUACUAUGUGGAGCCAGCUGAGAGAUACCUGGAGGGCAAAGACGUGCCAUUUCACUCAGUCAUCUACCACGAAGAUGACAUACACUACCCGCACAAGUACGGCCCAGAGGGAGGCUGCGCAGAUAGCUCUGUGUUCGAGAGGAUGAAGAAGUAUCAGGCCUCUGUUAGAGAGGAGCCAGCCAAGCAGGAGCUCCACACUGAGGCUGAGCUUGAUGACCCAGUGCUGCUGAGGAAAAAGAGGAUGGCCCAGGUGGAGAAAAAUACCUGCCAGCUUUUCAUUCAGACUGACCACCUUUUCUUCAAAUACUAUAAGACCAGAGAUGCUGUCAUAGCUCAGAUCUCCAGCCAUGUCAAAGCCAUUGAUGCCAUCUAUCAGGGCACAGACUUCAUGGGCAUUCGUAACAUCAGCUUCAUGGUGAAAAGGAUCAGGAUAAACACCACCAAUGACGAGAGAGACCGAUCCAACCCGUUCCGCUUUGCCAACAUCGGUGUGGAGAAGUUUUUGGAGCUCAAUUCGGAGCAGAACCACGAUGAUUACUGCUUGGCUUACGUUUUCACUGACAGAGAUUUUGAUGAUGGGGUGUUGGGACUGGCCUGGGUGGGAGCCCCCUCAGGGAGCUCUGGGGGGAUCUGUGAAAAAAGCAAGAUGUACUCUGACGGGAAAAGGAAGUCUCUCAACACUGGUAUAAUCACUGUACAGAAUUAUGCCUCCCACGUACCUCCAAAAGUCUCUCAUAUCACCUUUGCUCAUGAAGUAGGACACAACUUUGGCUCCCCGCAUGACUCUGGAGCCGAGUGCACCCCAGGAGAAUCCAAAAGCCAAGACAAAAAGGAGAAGGGCAAUUAUAUCAUGUAUGCGAGAGCCACAUCGGGAGACAAGCUGAACAAUAAUAAGUUCUCCGUCUGCAGCAUUCGCAACAUCAGCCAGGUUCUGGAGAAGAAGAGAGGCUGUUUUGUUGAAUCCGGUCAGCCGAUCUGUGGUAACGGCCUGGUUGAGCCUGGAGAAGAGUGCGACUGUGGCUACAGCGACCAGUGCAGAGACGAGUGUUGCUACGACGCCAACCAGCCUGACAACAAGAAGUGUAAAUUAAAGCCCAACAAAGUCUGCAGCCCGAGUCAGGGUCCUUGUUGUACACCAGAGUGCAGCUACAAGGGUCGCAAUGAGAAGUGCAGAGAAGAGUCUGAGUGUGCUCACCAGGGCAUGUGUAGCGGCAUAAGCGCCCAGUGCCCAACCUCAGAGCCCAAGGCCAACUUCACUGCCUGCCAUGGAGAAACUCAAGUCUGCCUCAACGGGGGCUGCUCCGGCUCCAUCUGUGAGAAGUACGGGCUCGAGGCGUGCACCUGUGCCAGCCAAGAUGGCAAGGAUGAGACUGAGCUUUGCCACGUCUGCUGCAUGGAGAAGAUGAACCCAAACACAUGCAGCAGCACAGGGUCAGAGCGCUUGGCUCGUUUCUUCAAUAAAAAAGUAACCACCUUGCCAGCGGGAUCACCUUGCAACGAUUUCAAGGGCUACUGUGAUGUGUUCAUGAAGUGCCGAUUGGUGGAUGCCGACGGACCGCUCGCCAGACUAAAGAAGGCCAUCUUUAACCCAGAACUCUAUGAGAACAUUGCAGAGUGGAUUGUGGCUCACUGGUGGGCCGUGCUGUUGAUGGGCAUUGCCCUCAUCAUGCUCAUGGCUGGCUUCAUUAAGAUCUGCAGUGUUCACACACCGAGCAGUAACCCCAAACUGCCUCCUCCCAAACCACUGCCAGGCACUCUGAAGAGGCGACGAGCGCAGCAGCACGCCAGCUCUCAGGUGCAGCACCAGUCACAGCACCCUCACCCCCACGGAGGCCACGGCGGGCAGCGACAAGCCCGGGGACAGCCCCAGCGGCAGGCGCAGCCCCAGAGGCACCAUCGUCAGCCCAGAGACAACUAUCAGAUGGGCCAGAUGAGACGCUGAGACCCUGCAACCCCCCCUCCUGCACCUCCGCAACCCCCAAUGCCUUGGCUCUUCCUCGUGCCUACAGUGGGAAAUAAAAGCGUCACUCCAUCCAAAGAAAAGCCUGACAUGGUUGUUUGUCAUCGUCAUAUCCUCCAAUCUGCAGACAACACGCUCACGUGGAAGAAGAGUAAACAUUGUCUAACAAGUCAUUUAGCUCUCUGUGGAGUGGACUCGACCAUCAGCCAUCUCCAAUGCAGUGCGAUCAAGCGUCGUUUUCCAUCUUUCUUUUUCUUCCUUCCUUUGUUCUUUUCUCUUUUGUUUAAAGGCGUGCCAAGGAGUUAAGGAAUUAUGUGUAGCGUUGGUACAUCCUGUGAUGUGUUUUUAGUUCUGUUGCGAUGUCUUCUUCGAGUGACUAGCUGGUGGCUGCUGGUGAAUUGUUCCAUGCUUCUUCUUUUUUCCUCGUCACCAUCCCUGCCAGGAAUGAGAGACACUCUGGGAGUUUGUGGCACUUUUUUCUGAUUUUUACAUGUCGAACAGCAAACGAGACAGGCUCUGGUCUCUUCAUGCAGACAUUCUUCUGCAUGUGACUGUAAAUAUUUAGUGUAUCAUAAGUGAAAACAAACUAUUUCUUCUACUGUAAAUGUGUAAUUCUUCACUUUCUUUUCUUUUUGGUUAGUGCUCUCAGGAUUCUUAAAACAUAAAUGAAGGUACGUUGAGGAUUUGACGCUCUUGAGUUACCAGUCAGUUGGAUCGCAUUCACUUUUAUUUGAUUGCAAGAUUAUAAACAUCAAGGGCAUCUGAUCCCUGUUUUUACUUGUUUAUUUUUUUGGUCUUGCUAACGUUAUGCUUUGCUCAUGUUGCGUAAGGAGAUGUAGCGUCAUGGGAACCGAAAUGAAGGAUCACAUAGUUUGGCACAACACUUUUUGUUUGUCACCAUGAAGAAUGAAGCUGAAGCUGGUUAUGUUCAAACAUGAAGGCUAGGAGUCUAGAAACGAGUCAUGUCGCAGAGUUAGUUUACAUGAGUGUGGAAAUAAAUCUUUAAAAAUGACUAAAAAAAUUUAAGAUGAAGUCAUUCUAUUAUUCUUCAAAUAGUGAAUCUAAGAACCUUUCAAUGUGGGCAUGCAGACACAUUUAUUACAUGUGACUUUGAAUUGACAAAGGUCUGUAAUCUUCGUAACUCACUCAACAGUACUUUACUUUGACAGCUAUAUAACGAAGGAUAGAGAAGUAUAAUGCAGCAGUGUUGUUCACUAACGUUUUCCUCAGUGCGUUCACUACUAAUUUGUAGGAAAAGACCCGCAACUAUUUCCUGGUCUCAUCUUGAGGAGAAUCAGGUCCUUUAGAGAGCUCAGGAGUGCAAGAAUGCUCACAGCGGCGCGGCAUAAAAAUCCACUAAGGGAAUCUUUCAUUGUGCACCCGGACGGGAAUGUGAUCGUUUCUGUUUGACCUCAGGUGUUUGCGAACAAAGCCCAUUUGUUAAAUUUAUUUAUUAGAGGACAGUAUACGGUGAUGUAACCAUGACGUAUGGUUUGGGGGAUUUUUCUUUAGAAACUCUUUAACGAGCAUACGUUUUUAAAUUGAGAAAAAAUUCCUGACUUUCUCUAACAGAUGUUUUACUGCUCUCCCAUAUAACUCACACUCAAGAUAAGUCUCCCCUGCUUAUGAAUUUGCUCUGCUCCUAAACAAAACCGUGUUUCUGCAGUCAGAUUUGUUGCACAAAUUUCUUCCGCUCCAGUUUGAGUCUUAUACCUUCACUAGAACUUUACCGUGGAUAAAACCUACGCUCUCAACCCCGUUUUUUUCCUCCUCAACACUUUCUUUAGAGUAACUCUGACAGCGCUGCUUUCUGUUGGGUGUUCAUGUUAUUGCUCAGAGUCACACUGCCAUUUUAUUGGCUGGACAUGGUAUCAAGCAGAGUUACUAGGGCAAAGACAAAUGUGCAAACAGUGAAAACACCUGAAAGUACAGCUUUCAUCCCUGUAGAGGAGGUUAAAGCACAAGAAGCAGGAUUCAAACAGCAGCAGAAGAUAUGUGCACAAUCUGAGCAUAUAAACACUUUGGAGGUUGAACAGAGCAUGUUUGUGUAUUCGUUUUGGGUGUGAGAGGAGAGUUUUGAGUGAGAGCAGUCCAAUAUCUGACGGAAAAUAAGGAGUCUUGCUCUUGAAUUGAAAAUGCAUGCUUUUAUGUCGCAUAUGUAUGGAGGAAAAAUUCCCCCAUAAUGACACUAAACUGCAACAAUGUUCUUACAUAAAUGCCUCUGCAAGUAGACGCAAGGCAAAGCACAAUAAGCACAGAUAUUGGAUUUCACUUCGCACGUGCGCUCUGACUUUAGUUUUAAAUGCACGCCCCGCCAAUAACGACUAAUGCAACAGUGGUUGUAGUAAUAAUGAGCUCUGUAGGGUAGCGGUUGAUGUAAAGAAUUAACAUGUGUCACUGUUUCAGCAAUGAGGCGGAUGAAGCCGAUAGGUCGGCAGUCGCUUUUACUCAUCUCUGUAAAAAACGAAGCUAUUUUUAAAUCUCAUCUCCCGGGCCACAUCUCUCCUGUCAGGCCUGCAGAAUUUACCUGUAAACUUGUACAGUACUUGGAAAAAAACAAAUUUGCAUUUAAUUUGAAAAUGAAAAGUACAUUUUGAUACAUCUAUUUCUUUCUUCUUUUUUUUUUUUCUAAAUUCAGAGUAACUUGUUAAAAAUGUUCAUAUGUGACAAAGUUUCCUCUCUACUAAGUUAUUUAUGUUCUUCUCUGUGCAAGUAGAACUGGAAUUUGCUUUUUACUUUUGACCACUGUCAUCAAUGGGGGGGUGGGGGACUAUUCGGAGUGAUCGAGUUAAUGUUGCAUUCUCAUUAUUAUUUUGACCUUUUCUUAUCCUGUGGCAUGGUUUGGGUAGAUGAGCAGAAGUUUAAAAAAAAAAUGCCUGUAAAUUUACUUUGUUUUUAAUUUCAUAGUCUUGGUAAAAGUUUUUAGAUAAACGUGCACUGAAAAUGUCCAAAUUGAGUUGAAAUGUUGUAGGUGAUGUAGGCCGUAAGAACACGAUUAAACCGUAAAAACUACUGUCUGAUUUUAAUGUUCACUGUGUUUUAUACAGUAUUCGAAAUUUUUGUUCACUUUGAACAUUUUUACUAAAAAAAUAAAAAUUUGAAAUUGUAUUGUGCAAAGAGAUGUAAUUUUUGGAGUACUUGAAAUGCAUUAAUUAAAAGACUCAUUCAAAAUAAAAUAGAGCUCUGUUUACUGUC
Messenger RNA from Girardinichthys multiradiatus, 5701 nucleotides. Its product is annotated as disintegrin and metalloproteinase domain-containing protein 10-like. The record is from RefSeq and is a predicted model, not a curated record. The coding region runs from base 134 to 2488 and encodes 784 amino acids. Gene Ontology annotation, molecular function: metalloendopeptidase activity involved in amyloid precursor protein catabolic process. NCBI's taxonomy places the organism in Eukaryota, Metazoa, Chordata, Actinopteri, Cyprinodontiformes, Goodeidae. Gene Ontology annotation, biological process: membrane protein ectodomain proteolysis; Notch signaling pathway. Gene Ontology annotation, cellular component: plasma membrane; synaptic membrane. The transcript is spliced from 16 exons.